Molecule: messenger RNA, 1593 nt
Organism: Symphalangus syndactylus (siamang)
Lineage: Eukaryota; Metazoa; Chordata; Mammalia; Primates; Hylobatidae
Gene: PLCXD3
Product: phosphatidylinositol specific phospholipase C X domain containing 3
Biological process (GO): lipid metabolic process
Cellular component (GO): synapse
Molecular function (GO): phosphoric diester hydrolase activity
Source: RefSeq, a predicted model, not a curated record
UCAGGAACAAAAGCUCCAGCGGAGUCUGGCGGAGGCACUAAGGGAGCACGGGGUGUUUUGAAUAAUUAUUAAAAUUAGCAUGUGUCUGCGCCAUCCUGUGGGUGUGGCGCAGAGAGGAGUGUAAACUCUAGCGGGGCUGGAGCAAACAUUGGAUUAGCGGCAGCAGCCUGCCAACCUGCCCGAGGAGUGCUGGGACCAGCGCGCUGCACGCCGACUGGCACGAUGGCCUCGUCUCAGGGGAAAAACGAGCUGAAAUUAGCCGACUGGAUGGCAACUCUGCCGGAGAGCAUGCACAGCAUCCCCCUCACCAAUUUAGCCAUUCCAGGGUCUCAUGAUUCCUUCAGCUUCUACAUUGAUGAAGCCUCUCCAGUAGGUCCUGAGCAGCCAGAAACUGUCCAGAAUUUUGUCUCUGUGUUUGGAACUGUGGCCAAAAAGCUCAUGAGGAAAUGGUUAGCCACUCAGACAAUGAAUUUUACUGGCCAGCUAGGAGCUGGAAUUCGUUAUUUUGAUCUUCGAAUUUCCACCAAGCCCAGAGACCCCGACAAUGAACUCUAUUUUGCUCAUGGUUUGUUCAGUGCCAAAGUCAAUGAAGGCCUUGAGGAGAUCAAUGCAUUCCUCACAGAUCACCAUAAGGAGGUAGUGUUCUUGGACUUCAACCACUUUUAUGGGAUGCAGAAAUAUCACCAUGAAAAACUGGUCCAAAUGCUGAAAGACAUCUAUGGAAAUAAAAUGUGCCCAGCGAUUUUUGCCCAGGAAGUUAGUUUAAAGUACCUGUGGGAGAAGGACUAUCAAGUGCUGGUCUUCUACCAUAGUCCAGUGGCUCUGGAAGUGCCCUUUCUCUGGCCUGGGCAGAUGAUGCCAGCACCCUGGGCCAACACCACAGACCCUGAGAAACUGAUCCAGUUCCUUCAAGCAUCCAUCACUGAGAGAAGAAAGAAGGGAUCGUUUUUUAUAUCUCAGGUGGUGCUGACCCCCAAAGCUAGCACUGUGGUCAAAGGGGUGGCAAGUGGCCUCAGAGAAACAAUCACAGAAAGAGCUCUUCCCGCCAUGAUGCAGUGGGUCCGCACACAGAAGCCAGGAGAGAGUGGCAUCAAUAUUGUCACUGCCGAUUUUGUAGAACUUGGUGACUUUAUCAGCACUGUCAUAAAGCUCAACUAUGUCUUUGAUGAAGGAGAAGCCAACACUUGAUAGCACUACUUGAGUUUCCAUGAAUAAGAUGGAGAAGGCUCAUUGUAUUAGGGCAUAUUAUCUGUAAACACUCUGAUCUUCCUAUUCCACUGAGUCUCUGAAGGGAAUAGGGCUAGUAGUGGGUGGGAAAAGGGGAAAAACUGUUUCUUCAGUGAUUACAGUCAUACUCUUCAUUACUAUAAAUAUUUCAUUUCCCAUUUGAUGAGCAAAAUCUACUUCUAGUGUUAGGAAUAAAAAAAAAAGAAGACCAGUAACUUUGUUUCUCAAAAUUAGUCUUUGUAACAUAGAAUUCAUGAGUGUUUACUUGAUUAGGUUCUCUAUUUCCAGCCUAUGGCUCCUACACUGUCUAUAUCCUGUAACCUUUCUGCUCCCUCUCUUGCUCGCUCUUUCUAAUCAGAUGCUGUA